Messenger RNA from Colletotrichum gloeosporioides, 372 nucleotides. Its product is annotated as FK506-binding protein 1B. The coding region runs from base 1 to 372 and encodes 123 amino acids. The record is from RefSeq and is a predicted model, not a curated record. NCBI's taxonomy places the organism in Eukaryota, Fungi, Ascomycota, Sordariomycetes, Glomerellales, Glomerellaceae. Gene Ontology annotation, molecular function: peptidyl-prolyl cis-trans isomerase activity. The transcript is spliced from 4 exons.
AUGGGCGUUACCAAGACUACUCAUCAGGAGGGCUCCGGUGCCAUCCCCAAGCCCGGCCAGACCGUCACCAUUGAGUACACUGGCUACUUGAAGGACACCACACAGCCCGACAACAAGGGCAAGAAGUUCGACUCUUCUGUCGGCCGCGGCGAUUUCAUCACCCGCAUUGGUGUCGGCCAGGUCAUUAAGGGUUGGGAUGAGGGCGUCACCACCAUGAAGGUUGGCGAGAAGGCCACCCUUGACAUUACCAGCGACUAUGCCUAUGGCGAGCGCGGCUUCACCGGUCACAUUCCCCCUCGCGCCGAUCUCAUCUUGUAUGUAUCACUUACCUUGGCAUUGGAUCCAAACCUUGCCGGACUGUUAUCAAGCUAA